UUGGCUGGAGCAGGGCGGCAGGGUGCGGCAGCCAAUCAGCGCGCGGCUUCUAUAGGGCUUGAGUUAUUAGACGCUGAUCUCAAAACAUCCUUCAUCAGACUCCAAGGAGAGGCCAACAGAUGAGGGAGCCAUUUUUCUGCAAUGGAAUUAAAUGGCCAAGUGGGUUUUUCCUUUGUUGCAAAUGGGGAAUGCUUUUCCUUUGACUCCACCAUCCAGUUCAGGACGCCUGAAUGUGUUUAACAUUUGCCAAAGGACUCACACUUGGAAGAAUGAAGAAGACCUUUUAAAAAGAUCUGGAUUUUUCCUUAUGACUUGGAAUCCAUCUUUGUCUUGUAUAACUAGGUCAUAGCACACUAUUAAUGUCAGCAGUUAACAGUUUUGAAUUCAAAAAAACCUAAAGCACUAAACAGCCCUCAGCGAAGCCGCCUUUAUGCCAGCCAAACCCUGGAAAGUUUGCAGUCGUGGAAGGAGCAGAAAUACCACGAGUGUAACUUACAAAGAAGGUAACAACAAAGGGAUACCAGAACCCCAGAUUUCCCCCCAACUAAACAACCAAACAUCCCCCCCCCAAAAAAAAGACCUGUUAUUUUUAUAAUAUCUCCACAAACACCGGCCAGCUUUUUCUUCUAGACUCCAUGGCGCCGGGCUGAGUGGGUCUGCACCUUAGUGGCAAAGAAGAAAUCGAAGUGUUUUGGAGAUGGAGGGGCUGAAAAAAGCGAGGAAACCUUCCCACCCAUCCUAAAGUCUCGUUCCCGAUUGAUUGUGGGGGUUUCUGCCCCCCGGAAGCCAGCUUUUCGGGGCUCCGGGGCUCGCCUGCUCUUCCAAAGAGAAAAAGGACAAAAGGCCGGCGUCCAUGUUGGCAUCAUGACGCAGCAUCUCUCUCCCGCCUGCAGCCUGGCGCUGCUUGUCCUCCGGGCCGCGCUCGCUCCUCCCUCCCAAACACGAGUUUUAUUUUCAGACAAUCCUUGCUUCCUCUGGACAUCUGGAGCAGGCCCAAUUUGACUGACAGCCUUCCCCACUAAGGAAUUCCUGGACAAUGGAGAGUGCCCCAGGCCCCCUGAACAUCUUGCUGAUGAGGGAGUAAAGCCACCCUGGGUGGAAGUGAAUUCUCCCCUUGGCAAACUGCAGCCAGCCAGCCUCCUGGGUCGAGAGCCAAGCCAAAAGAUGUCUGAGAGAAGAAACCUGGUGUCCUGCAAAGCCCUCCUCCCCCCUACCCCCUUCAGCCAGCACUUAGGCCCUCCUGAUUUAGCCCGUUACCUUGACAACCACUUGGGCCUGUCUCCCUCAUCACCACUGAAAACCUGAAGGUGGUUUUCCAGCUGCGGUACAUUUGCCCAAGUUGGGCAUCCCUCCACCUUCUAUUGGCUCGUCCUCUAUACAGCUGUACCCAGUAUAACAACCUUCCCGGCCCCUCAGCUGUAGUCUCGAAAUUGAUCUCACUGGUCCCCGGAACUCCGUCAACACUGCCUCCUCUAGACUGAGCUCCUCACAGGCAGGAACAUGGUUUUUUCUCAAUAAACAAGUUGCAAAAAAAGAAAAAAAAAGGAACGAGUGAGUUGCUGAACAUUUGUCUAUGGGCGGUUGAUCCAGUGACAAGAGGGGCUUCUGCUUCUCCCUAACAGCUGGAGAUUGGUUCAGGUUUCCCCCCACCCUGUUGUCUUUUGAGUUUUCACGGGCGGUCGCUGCUGCCCUCUGGUGGUGGAGCCGUUGUAUUGCGUCUCCUGGCGCAGUGGGGGAGGGGGCGGGGAAACAAGGAGUGAGGUUGGUAGUUACUCCACAGAGUAAAAUUUUCUUGAUGUUUGCUGAGAACUUGAAAAUCGAGACUCUCCGUUGUGAGGCCCAGGACAAGAACCUUGCCAACACUGCUUUGAAGAAAUGAACUCCCGCUAGUAGGAUUAUAUUCACUCUCAGGAUCUGCCUACUGCUGGCAGUCUCCUGGGGUCCUACCGCUUGACCACUGGCCUGGUUUUGGAGGUGGACCCGCGGCACACAGUAACAGGAAAAGGAUGGGUCGCAGUGACAUGAGCCAACUGUACUGCUAGUGAUACUCGGAGUACCAGCAAUUUGAAUGGGGAUGAGAGUGGAGCUCCUGGGGUGAAAGACGGGACACCAGAACACUUAUUGGUAGCGACAAGGAUAUCCGUUUCCAAAGUUUACGGAAGGGCCAGAUAUUCUCAACUAGGGCUCUCGGCUUGUCACAUUUGCGACGUGUCAUGUUUGGGGUCACCCUUUGAGCCAAGUAUCUUGAGUCCGCUCUAAAAACAGGCUGUUGUCGAAGGCAUUCGCCGGCAGGGGGCGCCAUGGCUCCACAGUGCGGGCCAACGGAAUGGGUGGGGAGGUUAGGUGGGCAGAAUUCCUGCAUUUGCACACCGGCUAGGGCCAGGGUCAGACUAUGUGGACACACACAACCCACCUUUUGGCAUCUUCUCCGAGAAUGACCGCGGCUACAACCUGUGGGAAGAUAGGCUGUGUCAGCCGACUAGCAGCUAGGGCUGGAUGCGAACCCCGGUGCUAGGAUACAGCCCGCCAAUCAACGCAUUCCCUGUGGGGGUGGGACCGGCCAAUCAAAGGGUCCUUGCUAGAAGGCGGAGCCUGCCAACUAAAGGCUGUCCCUGUGAAGAGGCAGAAACCACGAAUCUACUAAGCAGGGGGUGGGGGUGCAGGGACGCGGGUGAUGGGGAUGCACCGCGGUUGCGGUUCAGCAUCCAUUUCUUCAGGUUUUUCAUUUCCCCUGGGACUGCAAGACAAAUACCCGGGGUCCCCGGACCAUAGCCGAGGAGAAUUAAGACAGGGAGGUGAACCUGGGAGGCUGCCUGGCAGAGGUGGCGCCAGCUGCCCGUGGGUGGAGCCUCGUAGCCCUGCCCUGUAACCCCGCCCCUGCCCUGUCGCUCAACUGGGCUCUAGCCAGCGCGCAGCAUCCAGCGCUGCGGGCUCCGGGCUCCGGGCUAUGGACGCCCCGGGUGCUCCGGCCCCAGCCGCCGCCCCCAGCUCGGCGAGGAAGGAGCUGAAGAUAGUGAUCGUAGGUGACGGCGGCUGCGGCAAGACGUCCCUGCUAAUGGUGUACUGCCAAGGCUCAUUUCCCGAGCACUACGCCCCGUCGGUGUUUGAGAAGUACACGGCUAGUGUGACAGUGGGUAACAAGGAGGUGACCCUGAACCUCUACGACACGGCUGGGCAGGAAGACUACGAUCGGCUGCGGCCCCUGUCCUACCAGAACACACACCUCGUCCUCAUCUGCUACGAUGUCAUGAACCCCACCAGUUACGACAAUGUCCUCAUCAAGUGGUUCCCCGAAGUCACACAUUUCUGCCGAGGGAUCCCCACGGUGCUCAUCGGCUGCAAGACAGACCUGAGGAAGGACAAGGAGCAGUUGCGGAAACUUAGGGCAGCUCAGCUGGAGCCUAUUACCUACACACAGGGCCUGAAUGCCUGUGAACAGAUGCGAGGCGCACUCUAUCUAGAAUGUUCUGCCAAGUUUCGGGAGAAUGUGGAAGAUGUCUUCAGGGAAGCCGCCAAGGUGGCCCUCAGCGCCCUGAAGAAAGCGCAGAGACAGAAAAAACACAGGAUCUGCCUGCUGCUGUGACCCUGGGUACAGAGGGCCUGACUGGAACUAUUACAGCCAGGGACCCAGGCCCAGUGGGUCUUACAGUGUCUGGCAUCUGGGAACUCUCGGAACAUUCUGGAAUGGCCCCUUUGGGUUCAUGCUGUAGUGCACUAGUGAGUGAAUGAGGGUGCCAGACCCACCAAUGUUCCUCUACCCCACGACUGGCACUUGUCCCAGGCCACAGGAGGGUCCUUGUCACAGCUCCUCUGUCCCCAGUCAUGCGUGUCUCUCCCUUUCCAAACCCAAUUCAUGCCUGAAACUCAGAACUGGCACUGGGAAUUGUGGGUAAGCACGGGUACACAACACUGUUCACGAGAGUCCCAAGCCCACUGUUUCUGUCACGGUCUCCCUGAGCUCCGGCGAUAGGCUCGGCUACAUCCUCCAGCCCCUUCCUGCUUCCCCUCAGGAACCCGGGGACCACAGCCUAUCAGGAGAACACAGGCAUCAAGCCGGACAUGGGUCUGGCACCAGCUUCUCCCUUCCUACCACACCGAGGACUUCUGUCUCGGGCUUGGUCACAGCCUGAGAUGCAUGUUCAGAGGGAGAAGAAACAAUCUCUCGAAACAUCAAAAUAUACUCGGGCCAGCCAGGCCACUCAUCUGACCCCUGCUCCAGGUCUGACCUCCAACUCCCCAGCCGACGUCUCCUGGAAACUCCUGAUUGUUGGGUUCAUCCCACCAUUAGGGACCUUAGGCAAAUGGGCUCUCCCUAGACUAUGGCCUACCUGAAAAUGGGUCAUUAGUCAGUCAAGCUCCUCACCGGUCCACUCAGUUUCUACUGGAUGUGGAGCUCAAAAGUAGCCUACCUCUGCCUCACUCCAGAACUGACAUGGCCACCCCUGCCCACGCUGGACAAUUUCUCAGAACUAGCCUGCUGACUGUCUCUGACAGCCAAAGUCUUGAGUCCUGACACUCUUCCUGGACGUCACAACAUCAGUACCUACCUGGUAUACCAGGUAGGUUUAGCGCCUCCAAGAUGAAGGCACGGUCCGAGAAGAAACCAUGGCCUUGGCUGGCCCCUGCCCCAGCACCAUUUGACUUGGUCCCCUUCCCCAAAUGCUCCAAGCCCCUGCUGUCCCCUGUGGAGCCAAACAAGGACCUCUUGUUCUCUCAGAAUCCAAGGCCUUGUGAACAGAUACAACCGUGGGAUACAACCGUGGUCAGCAACCCACAGCCUGUGAGUCACAUGUGGCUGGCUGCCUGGUUUUGUAAAUAAAGUUUUAUUGAAUAGCCA
This is a messenger RNA of Mus caroli (Ryukyu mouse), 4837 nucleotides long. NCBI's taxonomy places the organism in Eukaryota, Metazoa, Chordata, Mammalia, Rodentia, Muridae. The record is from RefSeq and is a predicted model, not a curated record.